AUGGAGCUGGUGCGCGUUGAUCUCGCGAAAGCGAACGGCAGCUACCACGGUCAAACGUCACCGAUUGAUGCUGGAGGCCGGGUGGGUGAUGGACAGGAUGGGCAAAUACAGUUCGAUCGGCUCGAGUUCGAGAGUCCGGAGGAUUUAAUGCGCCAUCUGUACUACACGUGCAUGCGGUCCAACGUUUCCGAGCCGCCCUGGACCACCGAUGGUAGUACGGCAUUUUGUCCCCGACGCUUCGACGGGUGGUCCUGCUGGGAACCGACACUGGCGGGUACGGUGGCGGACAAUUUUUGUCCAAAGUUUAUACUGGGCUUUGAUCCACGCCGGCAAGCCUAUCGUACAUGUCAUGAGAAUGGGUCCUGGUUCGUACACCCGCACUCCGGCCGGGAAUGGUCCAACUACACGAACUGUAUCGACACGGAUGAUAUGCAGCUUCGUCGGUUGGUGAACGACAUUUACAUCGGCGGAUACACGGUUUCCUUCUUAACGCUAAUUAUAUCGUUGUGUAUCUUCCACAGCUUUCGCACACUCAAAUGCACCCGCAUACGGAUCCACAUCCAUCUGUUCACCUCGCUGGCACUGAGCUGUCUGUUUUGGAUCGUCUGGUACAAGUUUGUCGUCGAGGAUCCGGAGGUGCUGAAUGCAAAUACGGGCUGGUGCGUUGGACUUCACAUACUGCUGCACUACCUGAUGCUGGUUAACUAUUUCUGGAUGUUUUGCGAAGGGCUUCACCUGCAUCUCGUGCUCGUCAUAGUCUUCAUCAAGGAUAUUGUCGCAAUGCGUUGGUUUGUCACGAUCGGCUGGAUAUUGCCGGUGGUGUUGGUGAGCCUGUACGCCCUCGUCCGCAACACGCAGCCACUCGAUACGGAGCACUGCUGGAUGGACGAAAGCCACGCCAUGUGGUUGCUGACGAUUCCUGUGUGCUUCUCGCUGGUCGCCUCGCUGGUGUUUCUUAUCAACGUCGUCCGAGUGUUGCUGACGAAGCUAAGCUCCACCUCACCCCAUCCGGCACCGCUCGGGCUGCGGAAAGCCACACGUGCAACGUUGAUUCUGAUACCGCUGUUCGGUCUGCAGCACAUCCUGUUGCCGCUGCGGCCGGAGAAGGGCUGCUCGCUGGAGCGGUACUAUCAGAUCGGGGCCGCCCUGCUGAUCAGUCUGCAAGGUUUGUGCGUGUCGUGUUUGUUCUGCUUCGCCAACCACGACGUAAUCUUUGCGGUACAGUGCUACCUGAGCCGAUUUUUACCCGACCUAGUGACACAUCCCUUUCUCGAGAGCAAUGGUGGGCAACCGGCCACGCAGAGUCGGGACGUGGUCGUAUGA
This is a messenger RNA of Anopheles marshallii, 1323 nucleotides long. It is a transcript of the gene hec, whose product is annotated as calcitonin gene-related peptide type 1 receptor. The record is from RefSeq and is a predicted model, not a curated record. The coding region runs from base 1 to 1323 and encodes 440 amino acids. Gene Ontology annotation, cellular component: plasma membrane. The transcript has 10 exons. Lineage: Eukaryota; Metazoa; Arthropoda; Insecta; Diptera; Culicidae. Gene Ontology annotation, molecular function: G protein-coupled peptide receptor activity. Gene Ontology annotation, biological process: adenylate cyclase-modulating G protein-coupled receptor signaling pathway; cell surface receptor signaling pathway.